AUGGUGUGUGAAGCAGAUGAACCAAACGUUAAUAUUAGCUUCCCUGUAGUCAUGCUUCCGCAAGAUGCUGGUGAAAGUUUGAAACAGAGUCUCCAGAUAACUGAUGAUGUUGUUGUUGCACGCAUAUUGAAUGCUACGUUGGUUAUUCCUGAGUUGGGUCAUCAUUCGUUUUGGAAAGACGAUAGUGAUUUUGCAAACAUUUUUUAUGUGGAUUGGUUUAUUUCUUUCCUUGCGAAACAGAUUUCAUUACAACAUAUGGGGUUGGUACCGGUACCGCAAAACGGGAAAAUGGGAACCGGUACCAGUACUGAAUAUACCCGGUUAGCAAGUUCCUAUUUCUCUUUUCGUGUUGGGAUUGCAGAUGGUGGUGUCAUGCUCUCUUUGCUGGUAUUGUUGGCUCUAGUCCGCAAAUCUGCAUUUAUAGCACUUGUUCCACUUGAAGCGGUACUGUUCGAUAUUGAUGGAACUCUUUGUGAUUCAGAUCCCAUCCACUUCGUUGUUUUUCGAGAAUUGCUUCAAGGGAUUGGUUUCAACGGUGGGAUUCCAAUAGAUGAAGAUUUUUUUGCUCAAAAUAUUUCCGGAAAGCUUGAUGAUGACAUUGCAACUGUUCUUUUUCCUGAUGAUAUCGAAAGAGGUUUAGAUUAUGUGAAGAAAAAGAAGAACGUUUUAGGAAGCGUUCAACACUUACCUAUUCAGAAGUUGCCAAACAACCUCUCAAUGUUUCAAAAGACCAUACUUUCAUUUGUGACUUGUGAGGAUCCAGUUUCAGGGAUAAAGACGGGCGUGGCAGCUGGAAUGCCAGUUAUUGGAUUAACGACUAGAAAUCCCAAACACAUGCUCAUGAAAGCAAAUUCUACAUCGCCUUCCUAUGGAUAAAGCAUAGAGCAAAACUAGGAUCUUUAGAUUGGUCUCGAAAAUUAUGAAGACCCAAAACUAUGAGAAGUCUUAGGAGAGCAUAGAAGGGAGAAUGAAGCUUGAUACAAUGAUUAUAUUGAAGACAUGUCUCUAGAUUCAAUCUGCUUAUGAAAUUUGUUUCCCUAUAUUGAUUGUAUUAUGUCUAAAGUUAUGUGGUGUAUGAAACUUUGUACCCUAUUAUCAA
Messenger RNA from Helianthus annuus (common sunflower), 1099 nucleotides. RefSeq lists its product as uncharacterized. The transcript has 8 exons. NCBI's taxonomy places the organism in Eukaryota, Viridiplantae, Streptophyta, Magnoliopsida, Asterales, Asteraceae. The record is from RefSeq and is a predicted model, not a curated record. Bases 1 to 876 code for a protein of 291 amino acids.